This is a messenger RNA of Girardinichthys multiradiatus, 7765 nucleotides long. RefSeq names its product sperm associated antigen 9b (gene spag9b). NCBI's taxonomy places the organism in Eukaryota, Metazoa, Chordata, Actinopteri, Cyprinodontiformes, Goodeidae. The transcript has 30 exons. Gene Ontology annotation, cellular component: cytoplasm. The coding region runs from base 536 to 4582 and encodes 1348 amino acids. Gene Ontology annotation, molecular function: signaling receptor complex adaptor activity; kinesin binding; JUN kinase binding. The record is from RefSeq and is a predicted model, not a curated record. Gene Ontology annotation, biological process: vesicle-mediated transport.
UUUGAUACCGCAGCUUUGAUUUCUUUGACGCACUUUCUUCCCGCCUUUCAGACGUCCCCUCACCAUCACCAAUCUAUAUAUGACCAAAAAAGAUUAUGAUUUUAGUUUUAUGAGUAAAAGUCGGAAUAGCUGCUCUUCAAUCGCGAGUUAGUUCAGUAUUUUAUGCGCUUUUUCGGUUCUGCUGAUUACACGACUUUGGGUUCCCAAAUAUCCCGACCACACGUGAACGCAGCAGCAGCAGCUCAUCUGUUGGACAGGGAAACUAAUCAGGAGCGAAGUAAAGACUUUCCAACACUGCGAGCUAAUCGACUAGCACGGCUCCUAAGUAAGCCGUCAUUAGGAAAACGGAGUAGGGACUUUAUUUCCGACGGACAUCCUCUCCUCUAGACAGGGAACAACUUUCGAGCCAUGUUAUAGGGGGAAAACACUGUCUUGUUGCGCUUAAAGUAUAAUAGCGAGCUGCCUCCGGUCAGUAAGACUGCGGCUAGCUCCAUAUCGUUAGCUGAGUAAGAAGUGAAGUGGAGGCUUAAAAAACAUGGAGCUGGACGAAGUAGUCCUCUACCAGGACGACUCUGGUGACUCGGACGUGAUGUCCGAGCGGGUCGCUGGUCUCGCCAGCUCCAUAUAUCGAGAGUUCGAGCGGCUCAUCGAGAAGUACGACGAGGACGUGGUGAAGGAUCUGAUGCCGCUGAUCGUCGGGCUUCUGGAGAACCUGGACUCGGUGUUCGCCGCCAACAAGGAGCACGUCGUGGAGCUGGAGCUGCUGAAGGAGGACAACGAGCAACUUGUCACUCAGUAUGAACGGGAGAAAGCGCUGAGAAAACACGCAGAGGAGAGAUACAUUGCCUUAGAAGACUCCCAAGAUGGGGAGAAAAAAGAUCUCCAGUGUCGACUGGCAACUUUGGAGUCCCACGCACGACAAGUAGAGCUAAAAACAAAGAACUAUGCAGAUCAGAUAAGCAGAUUUGAGGAGAGAGAAACAGAGCUCAAGAGAGAGUACAAUGCUCUUCAUCAAAGACAUACAGAGAUGAUCCACAGCUACAUGGAGCACCUGGAGCGAGUUAAACACCAGCAUGCUACAACACCAGCAGAGCCGUCAGAUACAGGAACAUCAGCUAAAAGACGGAAAGAGCGCCCCAUCUCCAUGGUAUUCCAGCUUCCUGGGACUGAUGGCAUGACCUCUGAAUUCCAGAGGGACCCUGUUGAUACCCCAUCUGAACCAUGGAGAUUCAACAACCUCAGCCAUCCACAGUCCAACACCAGUCUCAAGUUUGAAGAGCUAUUUUCCAAAAUCAGAGCUCUUGGUGGAACAUCACAAGGGAAUUAUCUCAACCAGGAUGAAUUGGCCCAUGUAAACCAUGGAAACUCCAAGCACAGCACACCAGCCAACCAGAGAAAUGUCUCUAAAACUGGAGCUCCAAUGUCCUCUCGUGGUGGUUCUAUCAGUGCUCUAUCUCCUCAUGAAGUGGCCAACGGUGGGCAUGCGCUCACCUCUUCUACACCACCGUCUACAGCAGCUUCUGAUGUUACCAUGGAGUCUGUGAUCACACCCGAAAAGAAGCAGGAAGCUUCAGAAGGACUCACCAAGAACCUGGACAGGAAAAGUGAAGAGUCUGAAAAUAGAGAGAACAUAGACCACAACCUGGAGUCUGCCUCUGCACUGGUGAAAAGUGAAGAUGGAGAAGCGAACACAGAGAAGACUGAGGUGCAGGCUAUCAUAGAGUCUACACCUGAGCUGGAUAUGGAUUUUGAUGGCUGCAGAGGAACAAGCACACCAACUAAAGGUGGCAUAGAGAAUCCUGCCUUCGACCGCAACAACGAUUCUUUGUUUGAGGAGCUGCAGGCUUCUGCAGGAAAUGACCUCAUAGGCGACGUGGAUGAAGGAGCUGACCUUUUGGGUAUGGGUCGGGAGGUUGAACAUCUUAUCCAUGAAAACACCCAUCUGCUGGAGACCAAAAACGCUCUGAACGUAGUGAAGAAUGAUCUGAUUGCUCAAGUGGAUGAACUGUCCUGUGAGAAGGAGGUUCUGCGAGGAGAACUGGACGCUGUCACUCAUGCUAAGACCAAACUGGAGGAGAAGAACAAAGAAUUGGAAGAGGAGCUAAAGAAAGUCAAAGCCAAACUGGAAGAGGCCAAACAGAAGGUCAAGAAUGAAAAUGAGGAUGAUAGUGAUGUUCCCACAGCCCAGAGGAAACGUUUCACCAGAGUGGAGAUGGCCAGAGUGCUGAUGGAGAGGAACCAGUAUAAAGAAAGGCUGAUGGAGCUGCAGGAAGCUGUCAGAUGGACAGAGAUGAUCCGUGCUUCAAAGGAGAAUACAGCUCUUCCAGAGAAGAAGAAAUCCAGCCUUUGGCAGUUGAGUUUCAGCCGUUUGUUUAGCUCAUCGGGCGGAGCAGCCAGGAAGCCGGUGGGGGAGGCACCAGUGAACGUCAAGUACAACGCGCCAACCUCGCAGAUUCAGCCAUCUGUCAAGAAGAAGAGCAGUACCUUGCAGCAGCUGCCCAGUGACAAGAGCAAAGCAUUUGAUUUCCUCAAUGAGGAACCAAAACCUGAGAGUUCGGUAUCAAGGCGAGAGCAGAAGAGGGCUCAGUAUAAACAGGUCAAAGCUCACGUCCAGAAGGAGGAUGGCAGAGUACAAGCGUACGGCUGGAGCCUGCCCAAGAAAUACAAAGUUAAUGGAGGUCCAGCAGAUGGCAAGAUGAAGAAUCUGCCUGUUCCUGUCUUCCUCAGGCCACUGGAUGAGAAAGAUCCUACUAUGAAGCUGUGGUGUGCUGCAGGUGUAAACCUGUCUGGUGGGAAAACCAGAGAUGGAGGUUCAAUAGUGGGAGCCAGUGUGUUUUACAGUGAUGUGUCAAGUGCAGAGAGCCCCAGAAAGGAGAGAGGCUCACAGAGUAGCAUCGAUAAAUUGGAUCAGGAACUCAAGGAGCAGCAGAAAGAGUUGCGGCACCGGGAUGAGUUUUCCUCUCUGGUGUGGAUUUCCACCAGCACCCAGUCCAACUCUAAUGUUGUUGUUAUUGAUGCCAACCAGCCCGGAAACAUCCUGGAGAGCUUCGUUGUUUGUAACUCGCAUGUCUUCUGCAUCGCUAGUGUUCCCGGCGCGAGAGAAACUGACUAUCCUGCUGGAGAGGAAGUAUCCUCAAACACUGAUGUAGGACCAGUGGGAGAUGCUGGCUCAUCAACAGCCAAUAAUAGCUCAGAAGGUAGUGACAGCAUUUUUGGAGGCAUCACAGUGGUGGGCUGUGAAGCUGAGGGAGCAACAGCUGUUCCUCAGACAGCAGACAGUCCAGACUCCAGACCCACAGAAGAAGCCAUGGAGGCGAUGGAGACCAAUGCAGGACCUGUUGACCACAGUGAGAGCCUGAGAGGGGUCUACACAGAACCCGUCUUUACAGAUCCACUCGGAGCUCAGCAGACAAGGGAGACCCCGGCUAAUUAUUCUCAGAGAGAGAGUGAUCUGCUGAAAGAUGGCGUAAGUUCAAACCCCAGCGCAGAGGAGCAGGACCUGAUGAUAGAAGAAGCUCAGAAAAUGAGCAGCGUUCUGCCCACCAUGUGGCUGGGGGCCCAGAAUGGAUGUGUGUACGUCCACUCGUCUGUUGCACACUGGAAGAAGUGUCUCCAUUCUAUAAAGCUGAAGAAGCCUGCGCUCGGCAUAGUACAUGUGAAAGGACGGGUCCUGGUCAGCCUGUCUGAUAGCACCUUAGCCAUUUUCCACAGAGGACCGGAUGGGCAGUGGGACCUGACCAACUACCAUCUGCUGGACUUAGGGAAACAGCACCACUCCGUCCGCUGCAUGACUGUGGUGCAUGACAGGGUGUGGUGUGGUUACAGGAACAGGAUCCAUGUGGUGCAUCCCAGAGCCAUGAAGAUAGAGAAAUCCUUUGAUGCCCAUCCUCGUAAGGACAGCCAGGUCCGUCAGCUGGCCUGGCACGGUGACGGGAUCUGGGUGUCCAUCAAGCUGGACUCUACUCUUAGACUGUUCCACGCACACACCCACCAGCACCUGCAGGACAUCGACAUCGAACCCUAUGUCAGCAAGAUGCUUGGUACGGGCAAGCUGGGCUUCUCGUUUGUUAGGAUCACGGCUCUAAUGGUUUCAUGUAACCGUUUGUGGAUUGGGACUGGGAAUGGAGUCAUCAUCUCCGUUCCUCUAACAGAGACCAACAGUGUAACCAAGACAUCAGGGAACAAUCCUGGAGGUGUGGUUCGCGUCUAUGGAGAUGACAGCGGGGACAAGGUGACAGCCGGGACAAUCGUCCCUUAUUGCUCCAUGGCUCAUGCUCAACUCAGUUUCCAUGGUCACAGGAAUGCUGUCCAGUUCUUCACUGCAGUUCCAGGUCAUGCAGAUCUGUCAACAUCCAGUGGAAGUGAGAUGGCAGGAGACAAGUCCACUGAUAGUUCAACUCAGGAAGGAAUCAAGUCCAUGUUGGUGAUGAGUGGAGGAGAAGGCUACAUUGACUUUAGAAUGGGUGAUGAGGACGGGGAAGCAGACGAAGCAGUGAACCCCACCGUAAAACUGCAGCCCUUCCUGACUAAAGCCGAGCGCAGCCACCUCAUCGUCUGGCAGGUCAUGGUCAGUGAAGACUGAACUCAAGCCGGCUGGCCUCUUGAGACCUGAUUUGCCUUUUUUCAGACCACAGAAACAGAGGAGUUGUUAAAGGCACAAGAUUAAUCAGCACUUAUGUUUUGCUCCAUCAGUCCUGAACAAUAGAAGCAAAAUAAGCAAAAACUGCUCUGCGAGCAUAUUUCUGUUAACCUUGACUGCAUGGAAUUGCUUUGUCAUAUUUUUAUGUUAUGAAUUUGAAGCAUUAUGUUUUAUUGCCUCAUGUAUUUUAAUUUUACUGGAGGUAAGGCAGAUAUUUGCAGGCUUUCUGCUUGUGCUCACUUGGGACACAACUAAUGUUACAUCAGCUGUUCAGAGGUAGAAAAAAAUCUACAACUUCCUGUGCUGUCCUCUAAGAAUGUAAGACGUACCGAGUCAAUCAUGUGGGAUUCUUUUUCUGUAUCAAAUUUGGUUUUAUGUUUUUGUUUGAGGAACGUCUUUGAAAACUGAGCAGUUGAAUCAUUGUUCAGUUAGAAUCCAGUGCGACAUGCCACAUAGUCACGUCUUUUGCAAACGUUCAAGGGGAAUUUUAUUCAUGCAAGUAUUUAAAUUAGCCCAGUUUGUGCCUGAAUUAACAGCACAGAUCCUUAUCCAAUUGACCAAAAAAUAACGCAAAUAAAUAAAACAUUAAAAGCUACUUUCGGUUUUUUGUCCCCAGUAAGGAUCUGUAGAUGUUUUGUCAUACAAUUUAACGGUUGGUGUUUCAACUGCUUACUACACAGUUUUUCCAGACCAGCUUUAGAUAUCUGAGCACAGUGCAGAGCAGCUUGCAUAACACAGACUAACAGGAAGAUGCAGUAGCCAUUACAGUCUCUCUUCCACUGUCAAGGUCAUUGUGAGGGGUGAGAAACAUCAAUCUAAAAAAGAAAAAAACAGAUAAGGUGCAUGGGCUUAUGCAGAUUUGGAACCCGAACAUGCACAAACCCUUUUGUAAGAUAUUCAGAUACUGGCCAGUUUAAAUAAGCUUAGAUCAAGACUCUGAUCUCAAACUUGGAUUGAAAUAUACAUCUUGAUUUAACAGACGUCCUCAUGAAUAAACAGCUUUUUAAUUGUUUUUUUUAUUUUGUAGUCAUUUCCUAAUCAUAAGAGCCCCAGUGGUAAAACUUUAUGUAUUUCGACAAGAUGGUUAAGAACAUAUAGAAUUUGGCUGUUUGAAAGGAAGCACGUUAGAAGAAACAGAUGUUUAUAGUCCCUGAAAAUAAAGAGACACCUUCGUUGAAGUGCCUUCAGCAGGCCAGAGAUUUUAAAUCCAUUGCAGAUAUCAAUGAAUGGAAUUUUUUGGGAGAAAAAUGUAUAAAAACCUUACAUGUAAUUUAUUUUUCAAAAAAUAGAGGCUUUCCAACUGAGGUACAAACUGAAGCUGUACAACAGAACCCAUUCUACUUAUGUUUUUUAAAAACUAGGGUAAGCAGAACAUACUAUUGUAGUAUUCUAAAAGUAAAAAAAGGUAAAGCAGAGAGCUGGGAAAUCAGUCAUGUUAAAGUAUCACAGCAGCUGUUUCCUUUUCCAGGUUAAAAUCCACUUAUCUUACCAGAACCUUGGUAGAAAUCAUCAGAUUAAUCAUGCAUGUCCCUUGCAGGCAGUGCAUAUUUGGUUUUCAUUCUAUGUUGAAGGGUUCCAUGUUAAGCUCUUAUGUCUUUUAGAGAAAAGUUCUUGGCUGCUUCACUGAAAAGUGUGAAUGUUCUCUUAGAAGUUGGGAAGACCUGCAAUAACUAAAUACUAAAUGCAAUAAAUAGGUUUCAUUGUUUGCAGAUGACAUACUGACUUACAAAACGUCCUGCUUGCUGUUCUUCUCAUGACACCCUACAUUGAUGACAUCAGUCUGCAACUGUAAAAUGACGGUUCUGUUUACCCCAGUUUUACCUCCAUGACAUUAUUUAAUGUUUUCCCUUAUCUCAUAGAGCAGAGAUUUAUUUUUAGUGUGUCGUUGCAUCAUCUUGUCUGUUCUCUGCUCUCCAUCUGCACAUCAGCUCCGCUCAGCAGACACUUGAAGAGAUGCCUUAGAUAUCAGUUUGGACAGUCUUUUAUGUGUGACGGAGUUCUCCUAUUUUUCUCUAAAGAAUACUGUUUGCUACCAAAGGUUGAAGACUGAUACUUAGCUAUAAGUUCACACAGUAAUAAGGCCUCACCUAACGCAGCGUCUUUAGCAGCAGCAUGUUUGAAACACAGAGUCAGGUUUUUUUUAACAGAAAUCCAAGUGUGUGGAUAACUUCAGAUAGAGAUAUAUAUUUUUAUCUUUCCUAUUUGUAAAUGGAAAUAUUUUCAAGGGGUGCAAGUCGUGAAUGGGAGAAAGCUGUUAGAGUUGGAUGUUGAAGUAAGGGUCCUUCCGGAGGGUUAUGGACCAGCCCUGGCUAGUUGUCCUUUUCCCAGAUGAGAAACCAAACAUUAACCUGUUUGGUUUCUCAGUGCUGACCUGCUCCCUUUUUACCAAACCUUUUUAUUAAUUCAGAUGCCUCCUCUCGAUGACAAAUUUGAUCUUUUUAUUAAAUGUUUUUAUUUUAUUUAUCUUUUUCACUCUGUCCACUGUGAGUGCAGUUAAAAGGUUGUAUUUGGUGAAUUUAAGACUUUCUGUUCUGUGUUAACACUGCACUCAUGCUUUUUGUUUUGUACACUGUAUUUUGUUUCAGAAAGCCUGUCUUCUUCAUGCAAAUGUGUAUAUUUGUGUCUUCUCUCCAGGAGAGAAGAUAUAUAUAAAUAUUAUUUCAGUUUAGCCAUUUCAGUAUUUAUUUUUGAUGAAUGAGCCUUUACAAUCGAAUGUAUCUUUGUACAUUGAAUUUAUAUUAUUAUAUAUGUAUGAAACUUCAAGAUGGCUUGGAUUUUAUUGACCGUUGGAAUGAGGAGUUUCCUCAGCUAUGCACCAUGUCUCUGUGGUGCAACAAGUAAAUUAGGAGUUUAAAACGCCUCAUCUGUCCUAUUGCAGUCAGUUUCUUUCUCAAAAGUUGAACUUCUACGCAAUGACUGGGCACCCCAAUCUCAUUGCAGCACCAUAUAGGACACCUUUGCAGACCCUUUCCACAUAUCUGUCAUCCCUGCAGUCAGCUUGUAGUUAACUCUGGCAGGAGCUCAGUUUUUCCCAAAUCUGCAAUAAACAUUUUAUCUUAAACUUCUGCAGCAUCUCUAGCCUUACUAAUUUUUAACAGUCAAUUAAAGCAACUAUUGUGGCUAACA